AACGUGCGGUUGUUAAAACUGCAGUUAUCCUAUGGACGUCCGUGAGCAAUGUUUUUGCCUCUUAUUAGCCCCACUGUUUCUUGAAACACAUCAGUGGUCGGGAAUUUGGGUCAGUUAAAAGCGAUGCGUUCAUGUUAUCCGCCGAAAACGUUCACAUUUGUCAAAAAAAGAACAUUUUGUGAAGCCGCUUCUAAGAAAUGUUAACAGACUAACUCCCGUCAGCUCCAAUGUUGAUCCUGCAGCCCUUAGUUCCUCCGGGCACCGCCCACCGCCACAACCCUCACUACGCUACCUCAACUGCCUCCCUGUGAUACUAUUGAAGUGACAGUCGACAGCUAGCUGCGGGCUGCUUGACGAGCUUGUUGGUUGGUGAGUGUUACCCAGGCUGCCAUGGCCACCGUAGGAAACCCAGGCGCUAAGGCCACAGACUGUGUGACCAAGGUGGCGCUGAGCAUCUCUUGCAACAACCUGCUUGACAUGGACACUUUCUCAAAGUCCGACCCCAUCUGUGUGGUUUCAUUGAACAGCUCAGGGCCCUACUGGUCUGAGCUUGGGCGCACAGAGAUAAUAAAGAACAGCCUCAACCCCAGCUUCUCCAAGACCUUCAUUAUCGACUAUUACUUUGAGAUGGUGCAGAAGCUGAAGUUCGAUGUGUACGACAUCGACAGUGACGACUGCAGCCUGCAAGAUGCAGACUUCCUGGGACAACUGGAGUGUACUUUGGGACAAAUCGUGUCCUCCCAAAAGCUGACGAGACCACUUGUUAUGAGGGACAAGACCCCAGCGGGAAAAGGAACUAUCACCAUAUGUGCCGAGGAAAGAACCGAUAACAGAGCUGUGGAAUUUGAAAUUGCGGCCAGAAAACUUGACAAAAAGGAUUUUUUUGGGAAGUCUGACCCAUUCCUGGAAUUCUACAAACAAACAGGGUCAGGAUGGCAGCUGGCCCACAGAACAGAGGUGGUGAAGAACAACUUGAAUCCAUCGUGGAAGAAAUUCCGCGUCUCGAUGCAGGCACUCUGUGGCGGCGAUGUGGAAAAAACAAUUAAGGUGGAUUGUUACGACUACAACAACAGCGGAUCGCACGAGAUCAUUGGAUCCUUUCAGGCCACUCUGUGUCAAAUACAACAGGCCUCACAGACAUUUGCGGCGGAGUUCGAAUGCAUCAACAGUCACAAGAAACAGAAGAAAAGAAGUUAUAAAAACUCUGGUGUGAUCAUCAUAAAACAGUGCAAGGUAGUGAAAGAAUACACCUUUUUGGACUACAUAAUGGGUGGCUGCCAGAUUAACUUCACAAUUGCCAUCGACUUCACCGGCUCUAACGGAGACCCCAAGACCCCCCAGUCCCUGCACUACAUCAACCCUAACGGCUUUAAUGAAUACUUGGCAGCCAUCUGGUCUGUGGGCAACGUCAUCCAAGACUACGACAGUGACAAGAUGUUUCCUGUUCUUGGUUUUGGAGCUAAGGUUCCUCCUUCGUGGCAGGUCAGCCAUGAGUUUCCCAUCAACUUUGAUCCAUCAAAUCCAUUUUGUUCAGGUAUAGAAGGUGUAGUACAGGCCUACCAGCAGUGUCUCCCUCAGGUUAAGCUCUACGGCCCCACGAACUUUUCUCCGGUCAUCAACCACGUAGCACACUUUGGAAUACAGGCGCUGCAGCAGCAAACCGCAAAUCAAUACUUUGUCUUGCUGAUCAUCACUGAUGGCGUGAUCACAGACAUGGAUGAGACGCGCAGAGCCAUCGUCAACGCUUCUCGCCUGCCCAUGUCUAUCAUCAUAGUGGGUGUGGGAGGGGCUGACUUCAGUGCCAUGGAAUUUCUGGAUGGAGAUGACGGAAUUUUACGUUCCGCUACAGGGGAAGCCGCCAUGAGGGACAUCGUGCAGUUUGUGCCUUUCAGACAGUUCCAAAAUGCGCCUCAGGAAAUGCUUGCUCAAAGUGUCUUGGCAGAAAUCCCAGGUCAGGUAACGGGUUUCUUCAAUACCAGCAGUUUGAAGCCGCCGAAGAGUAACAGCGACGCGCCUCCUCCUGACAUCGCAGCGUCAGCACCUUCACUGUGAUUCAUCCUGAAGACUGGCUAAUUGUCUCAUCAAAACACACACACAGUAUAGGUUAAUCUAUGAAGAACGUCAUCCGUAUACCUGAGAUGUGUGUGUGCAAGUCCUCUUUCAUUUCUAACCCAUCAUAUUUGCAUGUUAUGGAUGAACUGAUCCUGUUAUUCUGUGUAAUGUUAUACUUAUAUAAAUAAGUCUCUAACAUAUAAGCCAUAGUAGACAGCUGUAGUACAAAGAAAAACUUAAACUUUUAAUUUUUAUUAUAUCAUGUGCAACAUUUAAUGUGAUGUUAAAGUGUAACUAAAGUGCCAGAUAUAUUAUUUUAUAUUCCUUUUUUUUUAAGUGUCUUUUACUUGGUCACUUGGAUUACAAAUCCAGUAUGUAAUAUGCAAGUAGACCGACGGUCUAUUGAAGUUAGUCUCUAGAUAAACAGAGGCAGCUGAAAGCCAACUGGCAUUUUUACCCAGAAAACACUUGACCAGUGGUUUUCACCCCGAAUGAAUCAUCAGUCGAGUCAGUUGAGAUCAGUGGCCUUGGUCAGAGUUCUGGCUUUACUAAACUUCAGGGAAGCUUACAGUACAUAUGACAGAUGAACGUACAGCUUCAUUUUAUAUAUCUCAAGCAACAAAUGUUGCUUCUGCUGCUCCUUUGUAAGACCUUCACCCUGGCUUUACUCACGUUUGGUUUAACUAGUACUUCAAUGUUGAGUUGAUGAACUGUAAACCCUGUUUACACUCAUUAACACUAAAGGUGCACUCUGUCCAUCUUAAAUAGGUGGAAAGCUUUUCUUAAGUCAACACCUACUGUUAAAAGUACCCUCAAUAUUCUGUCUAGGACGUCCUUAAACAAGUACGUUGAAUAUGUGCUAAUUUUCCUAACAUACGUGUUGUCUGUCAAUGAUCUUAACAGUAUUUCUUUUUGUAAAUAUGAUGCAUUUUUAGUAGAAUAUUACAUUUUAAAUUGCUCUCUGUCACUUUGGCACAUUUCUGUUUAAUGUCACUUUGUAAAACGUUCUUAUGUUCAGGUAUAUUCUUAAUGCCAUAACAAUAAAAAGUGCAUUUUCCUACUUUA
Molecule: messenger RNA, 3117 nt
Organism: Cynoglossus semilaevis (tongue sole)
Lineage: Eukaryota; Metazoa; Chordata; Actinopteri; Pleuronectiformes; Cynoglossidae
Product: copine-3-like
Exons: 16
Coding region: 391-2052 (553 amino acids)
Biological process (GO): cellular response to calcium ion; ERBB2 signaling pathway
Cellular component (GO): plasma membrane
Molecular function (GO): receptor tyrosine kinase binding; calcium-dependent phospholipid binding
Source: RefSeq, a predicted model, not a curated record